AUGUCGACUCCAUCCAGACAGCAUCUCGCCGCCGUGGUCCCCCACAAGGGAGGCCCGCUGGCAGUCGCAGAGCGCACAACCCCAACAUGUGGCCCGAAGCAGCUGCUCAUCGAGGUCCAUGCCAUUGCCUUCAACCCCGUCGACUACUUCCAGCGAGAUAUGGGAUUCUUCAUCGAACAAUAUCCCGCAGUGGUCGGGUCCGAUGUUGCCGGGUUGGUUGUCCAGACAGGCAGUGACCUGAGUCCCGGCGCAGCAACAGUCGGCAUGCGAGUUGCUGCCCUUGCCAGCUCGUUCUAUCACAAAGGCAACCCGGACUACGGCGCGCUCCAGAAAUAUGUACUCGUGGGCGAGGAAACUGUUGCCGUCCUUCCGGAUUCCUUUUCGUUUAUCGAGGGCAGUGUUUUCCCCAUGGCGGUUCUCACGACGUGGAAUGGCUUGCUCUGGGCUGGGAUUCCGCGAGUCGCGGUCGACCCUGAGGAAAAGCAAGGUCUGCUUGUCUGGGGAGCAUCGAGCAGCAUGGGAGCGCUUGCUGUACAGGCCGCUAAAAUCAUGGGUUAUACGGUUUAUGCCACGGCAAGCCCCCAGAACCACGAGUAUUUGAAGCGUCUUGGCGCGGCGCGUGUCUUCGACUACAAGUCGGAGGGCAUUUCAUCCGACGUGAUCAGUGCAGCGAAAGAGGACGGCAUCGUGGUCCGGGUCGCGUACCAUGCUAAAGGUUCGCAGACGCUGUCAGCUGAAGUUCUCGGCAAGCUGGCAGCUGGCCACACAGGCAGACUAGCGAUUGCACCGGUGGUGGAGCGGGACCUGAAGGCUCCAGAGAAUGUUGAGUUUUCAUUUGUGAGCGCGCCGGAAGAUCCCAAAGGGAGGGUGGAAAUGCUUCAAUGGAUUUUCGGAAGCUGGUUGCAGGACAAUCUUGCAGCUAAGCGGCUUGUUGCAAGCCCCCAGAUCCAAGUCAUCAAGGGGGGACUGGAGUCGGCUAACAAAGCCCUGGAUGAAUUGAAGGCGGGCGUGAGCUACAGGAAGCUUGUUAUUGAGAUUUGA
Penicillium canariense is the source of this 1041-nucleotide messenger RNA. RefSeq names its product zinc-binding alcohol dehydrogenase family protein. The transcript has a single exon. Bases 1 to 1041 code for a protein of 346 amino acids. Gene Ontology annotation, molecular function: oxidoreductase activity, acting on NAD(P)H. The record is from RefSeq and is a predicted model, not a curated record. Lineage: Eukaryota; Fungi; Ascomycota; Eurotiomycetes; Eurotiales; Aspergillaceae.